This is a messenger RNA of Ilex paraguariensis (yerba mate), 447 nucleotides long. The record is from the annotation of a GenBank genome assembly. Lineage: Eukaryota; Viridiplantae; Streptophyta; Magnoliopsida; Aquifoliales; Aquifoliaceae.
AUGUCGUGUGUGUCGGGUGCGUGCCUGGUGCGCGACUGGUGCGUGACUGGUGCGGGGACGGCUGGAAGGUGUCCAUCAGAAGCGCAGGUUCAUGCUGGCAUAGACGCCGCGCCCGUCGGCGGGCGAGUAGCCCGAGGAGCCGCUGUCAUACCAGGCGUAGACGUACUUGCGGUUGGUGACGUUCUUGACCUGCAGGCCCAGGUCCAUGGUGUCCGAGAGCCGGUAGCUGGCACCCAGGUUCAGCACGGCGAACUUGCCUGCGCGGCCCUGGGUAUUGGUGCGCUCCAGGUAGUAGUCACCCUGGGCAUUGCCCCAGGCCGACAGCUUCAGCCGGUCCGUGGCCUGCCAGUCCACGCCGGCCGAGACCAGGUAGUGCGGCACGUUCUCGAUUUCCUUGCCCAGGGUGGCGGGAGCGCUGGGUCGGGCGCGGUGAUGCGCGCCACCUGA